Messenger RNA from Thamnophis elegans (Western terrestrial garter snake), 2669 nucleotides. RefSeq names its product dynein axonemal assembly factor 5 (gene DNAAF5). Lineage: Eukaryota; Metazoa; Chordata; Lepidosauria; Squamata; Natricidae. The record is from RefSeq and is a predicted model, not a curated record. Gene Ontology annotation, molecular function: dynein intermediate chain binding. Gene Ontology annotation, biological process: outer dynein arm assembly; inner dynein arm assembly; cilium movement. Gene Ontology annotation, cellular component: cytoplasm.
ACGGCCCGGCGGCCUAGCAACGCGUGCUUUCCCCUCAGCAUGGCCGAGCCGGGCGGAAAGGCCCGCGGCGCUUCGUCGGCCGAGCUCGGCCAGGCGGUGUCGCGGCAGCUGCCCGGGCUGCAGGAAGAGUCGCGGUCGGCGCGGCUGCGGGCGCUGGGCGCGCUGCGGGCCUUGCUGGCGGAAGGGCCUCCGCCGGCGGUGCGCGAGGUCUUCGGGCCGGCGCUGCUCCGGCCGCUGACGCGCUGCCUGGCGGGCGACCCUGCCGAGCGGUGCCGCGAGCUGGCGCUGGAGCUGCUCCGGCUGGGCCUGGCCCAGGGCGCCCACCCGAGCGAGGCGCUGCCCGUGCUGAUGCCGGCGCUGGCCCAGCGGCUCGCUCUGCCCCAGGGCCCCAGCGAGGCCUGCGAGGAGCUCCUCGGCCUCCUGCAGCUGCUCACCGAGCUCCUCCGCCGCUGCGACCGGAGCGCCCUGGCGCCCUUCCUACCCGAGGCGGUGGGCGUCCUCCGGGCCGCCCUGCUGGACCCCUUCCCGCCCGCCAAGCGGGAGGGAUGCCAGGCGGCCUCCGCAGCCGCCGCCGCCCUGCCAGAUCAUUUUCACCUGCAGUCGGAAAGCUUGAUCAGUCCCUUAAUGCAGGCCAUUUCCCACCAGCACUAUAAGGUCCGCGUUGCUGUCAUUCAUGCCACAGGGUCUGUGAUCCAAUUCGGCAACGUCAAAUCGCUGGAUGAUGUGCUUUCUCACCUCGCCCAGCGAUGUUUUGAUGACAUCCCACAGGUCAGAGAGGCUGUUAUCAGCGUAGUUGGUGAAUGGCUGUUGCACCUGCGGGAUCGCUAUUCCUAUUUCCAUAAAUUGAUCCCUCUCUUACUCAGUGGCCUGACUGAUGAAAUGCAUGAGAAUAAGGAGCUGGCGUUAACCUACUGGAAGAAAGUGGGGUUGCAGUGGGAAAAAGAAAAUGAAGACGAUAUUAAGGAUAAACAGGAUUUUUAUUCUGAGCCUUCUUAUUAUCCACCAGGAUUAACUCGUCCAGAUCUGGGAUGUCGAGAGCUGGUAACCAGAAACAUCUUCAAAAUACUUCCCGGCCUCUGCCACGACAUCACCGACUGGGUCGCAGGCACCCGAGUAAAGGCAUCCCAGCUCCUGUUUAUAUUGUUACAGCACGCGGAGGACCAUAUCACGCAACACAUGGAACUCCUCCUGCGGACCUUGUACCGUGUGUGCUCCGAUGAAGAAAGCAGCGUGGUUAGCAACUGUUUGAAAGCAACCCAGCUGAUUGGCGCUUUUGUCAGCCCAGAUAUCUCGCUGAAAUUAAUCCUGUCCGAUCUUGAAAGGGCACCGAUGGCGUCUUACCUCGCUAUCCUGGCGGCGGUUAUCCGGGGAUCUCCCCGCAAAGUUUUACAACCUCACCUGGUGUCCCUUGGCAACGCGCUCUGCAACCCUGAGGUCAGCCAGCGGACUGAAGAGGUUUUUUACCUGGAGCAGCUGCUUUGCUGUGUGGAAAAUCUCGUUGAGCUGUGCCAGGAAGACUGCAAAGAAAUAAGCCUCCAGCUCACCAAGGUUUUGGUGACCAUCAUGGCAAUACCAACCGCUGGGCAUUUACAUGUAAAGUUGGAGGAAGCGAUGAGUGCCUUGGCUGAGGUCCAGCACUUUCGGGAUGCCACCGGCUUAUACAAGCAGCACAUAUCUCAGCUGAUGGAAUGGCUGUCCUCGACUCACCACGGCUGGAGCUCCUGCUCACCCGAACUCCUGCAGCUGGACGUAAUUGCUACUCAGUCAGGGCCUCUGAUUGCCGAAGUCCUGAAGGAUUUUAUUUCCAUUCUUAAAACCUGCCUUCACACUUCCAAGGACCCUCGGAUGCGCCUAAAGUUAUUUUCUAUUUUAUCCCAAUUGCUUCAGAGCCCAGGCGAGACGGUCAAUUCAAAAGGGCAGUUCGGUAACUACCUUGAGAUCGUGAUAAAAGACAUCCUGUCUCCUAAUCUCCAGUGGCAGGCAGGAAGAACAGCAGCUGCCAUCCGCACCACGGCUGUGGCUUGCCUCUGGGCGCUGAUUUACAGUGAGCUGCUCUCUCCAGAAGAGUUGCAAAAUGUCAAAGAUGCCCUGAUGCCUCCGAUCAUUGUGACGCUGGAAGAAGAUUCCAAAAUGACCCGUUUGAUAUCUUGCCAAAUUAUCAGGACUUUUUUAGACAGCUGCAGAAAACAGCCCGAACUCAGCAAAAUUUAUCCAGAACUCUUGAAGCGCUUGGAUGACGUCUCGCACGAUGUCCGUUUGGAAGCCGCUGCGGCCUUGACCAGUUGGUUCAGAUGUAUAAACGACCCAGAGACAAAAGCUCUUCUGAAAACCAACAUUGAGGUCCUCUACCAAGAGCUGUUAGUUCACCUGGAUGACCCCGACCAAAACAUCCAAUCGGCUGUUUUAGACACUUUGAAAGAAGGGGGCGUUCUUUAUCCAGACCUCUUGGCGAAGGAAAUCGAAGGAGUCGUACACAAACAUCGCACUCCAAUCUAUUGUGACCAGCUGCUUCUCCACCUUGAAUCAACGGGAUGGAGCUAUUCUGAGUCCUAAAUGCCUCGGUGGGCCUUAAUUAAUGGUGCCUUAAUUAAUUAAAAAUGGGAACCUUUCCAUUUGUUCCCCAGAAAAGGGGUACUUCAAUAAACAGAGACAUUUUAAGCUGGAAGAAG